AUGUUGUUGCGCCACCUGAGACUGCAAGGCAUUGUGCCAUAUGCCAAAGCCGAGGUUUUGCAGCAAGAUCUGGUCAGAAAAUUUCUAGCCCACAAGGCCUCGCCUGCAACAAUCCCUGCUCCAGUUCCAACCAUCAUCACUGCCCAAUUCUCGCCCGUCUAUACAUGCGGUCGACGUGAAGUCGGCACCGUCUCGGCCGAACAACAGUCUUAUCUGAAGGACAAUGGCAAUGCUGAGUUCUACGAAGCCCUCCGUGGUGGCCAAACCACUUUCCACGGCCCUGGUCAACUUGUUGCAUAUCCCAUUAUCGAUCUGAAGACACAUAAUCUGUCGCCAAGGAACUACGUCUGCCUUUUGGAAAAGACUCUGAUCAAAACUUGCGCUCAUUAUGGCAUCAAGGCCAUGACCACCGAAAAUCCUGGAGUUUGGACCACCCCAGACGACAAAAUAUCCGCAUUGGGUGUCCACUUGCGCAGGAACAUUACCAGCCACGGUGUUGGCCUCAACAUCAACACUGAUCUCAAAUGGUUCAGCCGUAUCGUUGCUUGUGGUCUUGAAGGCAAGCGAACCACCAGUUUUGAGAAUGAAGGCGUCCAUGGCCAAUCUGUUGACAAAGUCGCUGACAUUUUUGUCAACCAACUUGCCGAAUCCCUCCAUGGUAUCGAAGGUAUCCAAGAAGAGCUCGUGACCCAAGAGGUCGAUUAA
This is a messenger RNA of Aureobasidium melanogenum CBS 110374, 705 nucleotides long. RefSeq names its product lipoyltransferase. Gene Ontology annotation, biological process: protein lipoylation. Gene Ontology annotation, cellular component: mitochondrion. Bases 1 to 705 code for a protein of 234 amino acids. Lineage: Eukaryota; Fungi; Ascomycota; Dothideomycetes; Dothideales; Saccotheciaceae. The transcript has a single exon. Gene Ontology annotation, molecular function: lipoyl(octanoyl) transferase activity. The record is from RefSeq and is a predicted model, not a curated record.